AUGUUGUUUUUCAAAUGGUCAUUGUUGGUGACUUUGUUUGCUGCUGUUACCACUGCUACACCCAUCGAAAAGAGACAUGUCAAGUACAUUGCCUAUCCACUUGAGCAAGUUGAACAUUCAUCUCUUGCAAAAAGAUAUGAACUGGAAGAUUUUUAUGGUUAUCAAGAAGGGACCACCAGAUAUCUCACAAAAUUAAAAGUUGGAUCCACCAAACAAGAAGUCGAAGUUUUCAUCGAUACUGGUAGCUGGGCAUUGAACUUCCCCCAAGUUGGCGGUGGAUGCAAUUCUGCUAAGCGGGAAUGUGCGGCUGAUGUAUCUUUCGACCCCACUGAGUCCACCACCUUCAAAAACCUUAGCAAAUUCAGCAAGAUUGAGUACGGUGAGGGUAACGCACUUGGACGCGUCACCGGGUUCAAGCUGACCGAUGAUUUCUAUUUUGAUAAUGGAGACAAGCUUCCAAAUUUCGAGUUUACUUUGGUCAAUGAAACUAUUUACACUGCAGGCAUUUUUGGAAUCGGACCAAAUAAAAACUCCAAUGUUUCCUACGCCCAAGCCGCUAAGAAAGCGGGGUACAUCAACCAAGCUGGAUUUUCGCUUUAUGCAAGUCCUGGAGGUCAAGGAACAUUCCUUUUAGGUGGGGUGGACAAAGCAAAGAUUGAAGGAGAGUUGGCAAUUUAUAAAAGCACGUUGUCUGUUCCUGCUAUAUCUGUCACUUCGGCCAACGGUACUGUUUUGAAGUUCCCCAGUAAUUUAGCUUUAGAUACCGGUAAUCCAGGCAUUGGAUUAGAUCCAGAAAUCCAUGACGAAAUUUUGAAUGAGGUUAAGGAUGAGAAUGGCAAGAUUUCGUGUGAUAAAGCCUUGAGUGGAAAUAAGAAACUCCAAUUCGAUUUCGGACAGGGAGUCUUGAUUGACGUGCCAUACUCAGAUGUUUUUUAUUGGAACGAUAAGCACACUGGCUGCAAUACACGUAUUGCAUCAACAAGGCGUCAUGGAGUAACUCAAAAUGUGGGUAUUCCACUCAUUAAGAAUCUUUAUCUUACCAAUAACUUUGAAACAGGAAAGCUUGGUGUGGGCAAAGUGAAGCACACCGAUGAGAGUGACAUUGUCGACUUCUGGUUUUAA
Messenger RNA from Lodderomyces parapsilosis, 1122 nucleotides. RefSeq lists its product as uncharacterized. The coding region runs from base 1 to 1122 and encodes 373 amino acids. Gene Ontology annotation, molecular function: aspartic-type endopeptidase activity. The transcript has a single exon. NCBI's taxonomy places the organism in Eukaryota, Fungi, Ascomycota, Pichiomycetes, Serinales, Debaryomycetaceae. The record is from RefSeq and is a predicted model, not a curated record. Gene Ontology annotation, biological process: proteolysis.